UGCAGAAUGUCUUAGAAUGGAAAAUUUGAAGUUGCUAAGGGUCCUCUAUGGUGUGUUUAUAUUCUGGAUUAACCAAUGGAAGUCGGUAAAAGCUUGUCCCUUUGGAUUUUACGGCACGGGAUGCUUCCUUUGGUGUAGCGGAAACUGCCGGAACAACGCCACCUGUAAUUCUACUACCGGUUUGUGCGACAAUGGAUGUACGCAAGAAUACACUGGACCAAUGUGCACUGACAAAAUUCCGGAACCUUUUGCCCUCGGCGCCAUUGAGCUUAUAUUCAUUAUUUCCGGUGUUAUUGUGGCUGCGAUUGUCAUCUGUGUUCCCACUACCCUGUACCUCCGAUCAAAAUAUAUUGGUCAGCACGGAAGAAAUUUCGUAAGAAACAAAUUUUUAAGACGACCAACCCUAAAUAGAAGAGGUUCUAUAUUUUUGCCAUCUGAUCUGGAGAAUGUGAUGAGAAAUUCACGUCAGACGAUGUCCGCCCUUAACAACCAAGUACAAGUUGUUACAAAGGAUGUAGAGGUCAACGGAUUGGCGGAUCUACUGAGGUACGACAAGAUUAACGGGUAUGAGGAACUGGUGGCGGAAUUCCAGAUGAUUCCUGUCGGAGAACAGUGUCAGAUUCCAUGCACAGUCGCCAAGCAUUAUGGGAAUAUGUCUAAAAACAGAGGCCAUGUUACAAUAGCGUAUGAUCAUUCGAGAGUGAAGUUGGAAAAGAAGAAAUCGGACUACAUAAACGCAAACUAUAUUUCGACAGCGGAUGAAUUCAAAUUUAUAGCCUCACAAGGACCAAUGGAAAACACGGUGGCGGAUCACUGGACAAUGAUAUGGCAGGAGCGGAUUUCUGUUGUUGUUAUGAUGACGAACCUCACAGAAGACAGCCAAGAGAAGUGUUUUAAGUACUGGCCGAGUAGAUAUAAGACUCUUACUGUGGGACCACUGUCGAUAGGAGUGAUGCAGGAAAAGGUGUAUGCAUUUUAUACCUUGAGGAAAAUGAAGCUGGUUCACAGGGAGACAAAAUCCUGUAGAUUGCUUUUUCAUUUUCAAUUCACUAAAUGGACCGACAUUGAGAUUCCCUACCCGUCAGAGCUUAUCCAGUUUUACAGAAACGUGAAACAUUGUCAUGAUGUUCAGUCUAAAUCCACUAUUCUCGUCCACUGCAGUGAAGGGGCCGGUAGGACGGGCGUCUUUAUAGCUCUGGACAAACUCCAUAGGUCUGGUUUAAAAGAAGGAGUGGUCAAUGUAGCUAGAUGUCUUACUGAAAUGUGUGAACAGCGGAUGAAUAUGGUGGAAAACAUGGAGCAGUAUAUAUUACUCUACCACACUCUGAAAGAAUCUUUUCAUCGAAAUGUCCACCUUCUGAGAAAGGAAGACAUCUCACAGAUGCUGCUAGGAGGAAAUGGAAAACAAAAAAACGAAAAUCUCAUCAGAAAAGAAUUUUGUGAGUUAAUGUCAGCAAGACCAAUUUACGACGAAAGUAUCAAGGCAAGAGGACUUAUGAAUAUUAAUCAUAAUCUGAUGCCAAACGUUUUACCAGUAGACGAGUUUCGAGUACCCCUUUCACCAGAUGAGUACAACAAAAACGACUAUUACAAUGCUGUAUUCUUUUCGACAAUAACAGAAUAUAACAGCCUGAUAGCUGCCCAGUAUCCCGGGGAGGAUACAGCGCUAGACCUGAUACGACUGUUGGUGCAGCAGAGGGUGUCAGUGGUAGUCACUGUUCACCCACUCAUUGAACUACUCUCGGUUGUAACGUGGUUUCCUGUGGAAACUUCCAUCCUUACGCCUUUUAGAAUACAAAGAGAGGCAAACGAACAAGUUACAAAUGAAGUUCAGAAGUCUACACUUCUUAUAGAAAAUUCUAUUAACGCUGAACUGCAUCGAGUCCAUGUGUACGAGAUUCUGUCAUGGAGCACAAAAAACAUCAUACCACAUGACACAAAGCUAUUAAGUACAGUCAUCACAGAGGCUAGUAGAUGUAGGGAACAGGAAGGAGGGGGACCUAUUACGGUCAUGUCAUAUGACGGGGCGGUAGGUUGUGGGGUAUUUAUAGCUGUCUAUAACGCCAUGGAGCAGUUGAGAGAGGACGGAGUAGUGGAUAUGUUCAGUAUAGUACACGAUAUUCACGUCAGGCGGCCAGAAAUGAUGACCACAAUGGAAGAAUACGAGUUCUGCUACCGCGCCAUUGCUGAAUUGUAGAGGAUGUUGACAGAUGGUACUUUCUGCGGUACAACUCUAAAUAUAGAUUAAAGUCGUGACUGUCCAUACCAUUCAACUUC
Molecule: messenger RNA, 2277 nt
Organism: Saccostrea cuccullata (small rock oyster)
Lineage: Eukaryota; Metazoa; Mollusca; Bivalvia; Ostreida; Ostreidae
Product: receptor-type tyrosine-protein phosphatase alpha-like
Exons: 20
Coding region: 17-2197 (726 amino acids)
Biological process (GO): protein dephosphorylation
Molecular function (GO): protein tyrosine phosphatase activity
Source: RefSeq, a predicted model, not a curated record